This is a messenger RNA of Columba livia (rock pigeon), 1233 nucleotides long. It is a transcript of the gene ATP6V0E2, whose product is annotated as ATPase H+ transporting V0 subunit e2. The record is from RefSeq and is a predicted model, not a curated record. The transcript has 4 exons. Bases 94 to 339 code for a protein of 81 amino acids. Gene Ontology annotation, cellular component: proton-transporting V-type ATPase, V0 domain. NCBI's taxonomy places the organism in Eukaryota, Metazoa, Chordata, Aves, Columbiformes, Columbidae. Gene Ontology annotation, biological process: proton transmembrane transport. Gene Ontology annotation, molecular function: proton-transporting ATPase activity, rotational mechanism.
CGCUCCGCCCGGGGAUUGGCUGCCGCACACGGCAGUGGGCAGAGCGGCGUCCGCUGCGGCCGCGGCCGGUCGGUGUGUCGGUGCGGAGCGGCCAUGACCGCGCACAGCUUCGCGCUGCCGCUCGUCCUCUUCUCCGCAUUCUGGGGCCUCGUGGGCAUCGCCGCCCCCUGGUUCGUGCCCAAGGGGCCGAACCGCGGGGUCAUCAUCACGAUGCUGAUCACGACCGCCGUGUGCUGCUACCUCUUCUGGCUCAUCGCCAUUCUGGCCCAGGCCAACCCCCUCUUCGGGCCGCAGCUGAAGAACGAGACCAUCUGGUACGUGCGCUUCCUCUGGGAGUGAGCAGUCCCUGGGAGCUGGCACCUGAAUGGAGACCCCCCUCAAAAUCCUCACCCUCCUGCUGCUGUUCCAGCCUCUAUCCUCCUGUACCAGGCAGCGCCCAGAGGUGCUGGGACAGAGGCUGGACCCGCUGCCCCAGGACACCCUGAGCACUGCAACCUGGACCAAUGAUGCCUGUGCCCCUGAGCAUAGCAAGCAGCACCCCUGCCUGGGACAAGGGCCUGGUAAUCCCAGCCCUGGGAGCAGCCAUACUACCAGGGAAAGAUCCUCUCAUCUGGCACCGUGCUGCAGUCACUGACACUGAGCACUGUCCCAAGAGGGCUCUGUGCGUAGUGCCAGUGGAUCCUGUCCCUGGAGUGCUCGCCCUGCUCCCUCCAGCGCAUUCAGCCCUAGCCCCUGAGUGAAACCACUGCUCGUAGCCCAAACUGCCCAACUAGUUGCCAUAUCCCUGGUCAUUUCAGGCACCAGCUGCCCUUCUGUGUGAGAAGACCGGAGCCUGUAAUCCUCCUCUGUUGUAUGGUCAGUCUCCUGCAGUGAGGGUGGUCUUGGCUAAGACACAGAUUCUGUCUGUAGGUGUGGGAAGGCAGGGCUGACCCUGGAGGAGCACGUGGGUGUGAUGAGGGAGGUGCUGGGGUGCAGGGCAGGGGUUCUGCUGUUUGGCAGCCUGCUGGGGGGAGUUAAAGUGCUGCUGUGUGUCCUCCUGCCUCUGCAGUGAGGGUGCUGCAGUAGUGUCUAGCUCCCCUCAACCCCCCCACCCUUCUGUCCAGGUUCUGCGAAGAACCGAGUAGGGUGCAAUGGUUCAGAUUUCCCUUUAUUUAUCAGAUAAUUUAUCAGUAUUUAUUUGUCUGUGUUUGUUAGAUUUGUGUUGUGGAAAUAAAUCCUUUUUCUAGUAAGUGA